ACACGAUAAUCCACGGGACAGCGCCGUGCGACGAUUGCGGAGGCAGAGUCGUGCCCGCCGGCUUCGUGUUUGGACGUAUACGUCCUCCUUCCUGUGUCAAAGAUGAAGUCUUUUAUCGAGUAUUCCCCUCAGUGCGAGUUUCCCAUUCAGAACCUGCCCUACGGAGUUUUCUCCACUGCUGAUAACCCAAAGAAGAGAAUCGGCGUAGCAAUCGGCGACCAAAUCCUAGAUUUGUUCGCAAUAGCUCACCUUUUCACUGGACCACUGCUAGCCACCAAACAGGAUGUCUUCCGUCAAGAAAGCCUCAACGAUUUCAUGUCUCUCGGCAGACCAUCUUGGCUGGAAGCCAGACAUACUUUACAGAAUCUCCUGUCCGUCGAGAAUCAAACUUUACAGCAACCCGAUGCCCGAUCCAAAGUCUUCGUGGCCCAGAACAAGGCGACAAUGCACCUGCCCGCUAAAAUUGGAGAUUACACAGACUUUUAUUCUUCCAUUCACCACGCGACGAACGUCGGAAUUAUGUUCCGUGGAAAAGACAAUGCCCUCAUGCCAAAUUGGAAGCACCUCCCUGUAGGCUAUCACGGCAGAGCCUCUUCUGUAGUAGUCUCAGGUACCCCGAUCAAUCGUCCACAAGGUCAAACUCUUCCAGUAGAAGGUGCUGAUCCAGUCUACGGUCCCUGCAAACUCAUGGACUUCGAACUGGAGGUCGCCUUCUUCGUAGGUCCACCUACCCAACUCGGCGACACGGUCCAAGCCACAAAGGCUCAGGAGCACAUUUUCGGCUUCGUGCUUAUGAACGACUGGAGCGCAAGAGACAUUCAGAAGUGGGAGUACGUGCCUUUGGGUCCGUUCGGAGCCAAGAACUUGGGUACGACCAUUAGCCCUUGGGUGGUUACCAUGGAGGCACUGGAGCCGUUCAAGGUAGCGAAUAUGGAACAGGACCCUAAGCCGUUCCCCUACUUACAGCAUGCAAAUUCGUGUAACUUUGAUAUCAAACUCGAAGUUGACCUGAAAGCUCCAUCUGGUGUCACGACGACCAUUUCCCGCAGCAACUACAAAUACAUGUACUGGACCGCGCAACAACAAUUGGCUCAUCACACCGUCACCGGUUGCAACCUUAAUGCUGGUGACCUGAUGGCCUCUGGUACCAUCAGCGGUGAGACCGCUGAUUCGUACGGUUCGAUGCUCGAGCUUUGCUGGAAGGGUACUCAACCGAUUCCCUUGAAAGACGGAACCACCAGGAAAUUCUUGCAAGACGGAGACGAAGUUAUCAUCCGAGGUUACAAUGAUGUUGACGGAUACAGGAUCGGUUUCGGUAACUGUGCAGGAAAACUGUUACCGGUGAAACCGCAAUAAUUGAACGUUAGUGUAAAAAACAAUAAAAAGAUAAAUUUGUGAUGAAUAUUUUAUUAAUAAAAAUACAUGCUUUUAUUUAAAAAA
Molecule: messenger RNA, 1440 nt
Organism: Nasonia vitripennis (jewel wasp)
Lineage: Eukaryota; Metazoa; Arthropoda; Insecta; Hymenoptera; Pteromalidae
Gene: faa
Product: fumarylacetoacetase
Biological process (GO): L-phenylalanine catabolic process; L-tyrosine catabolic process; homogentisate catabolic process
Molecular function (GO): fumarylacetoacetase activity
Source: RefSeq, marked validated